UCCACUGAAAAGCUCUUAACUUUGCGCAUGUACGGCCAAACUGAACAUUGCAUCGACUCCAAGAUGGCGUUAACACGUCUGGCUUGCAUUCUGGUCCUCCUCUCAACUCACUGCUACUUCAACGUAUUGGCAGUAAUACUGAAAACAACGAAUGAUGCGCCAUGGGCCAAUGAGUUUGAAUCUAUCGAAUUGUCCUGUUUGAUAGAGUCCAUCUCCACAAAAAACCCAAGAAUCGAAUGGAAGAAAAUUAAGGAUGGGGAGCCCAGUUAUGUCUACUUUGAGAAGAAAAUCUCAGGAGAUUUGGAGGGCAGAGCUAUGAUCAGAGAGCCUGCGACAUUGGUGAUAACCAACGCCACAAGAUCAGACUCAGCCAGUUACCGUUGCGAGGUCAGCGCCCAGACUGACCUUAAAUCCUUUGAUGAGAUUUUGAUCAACCUCGUCGUAAGAGUGAAGCCAGUGGUGCCGAAAUGUGCUGUCCCCAAAUCGGUGCCUGUAGGGACGGCGGCAGAGCUGCGAUGCGUGGAGGAUCAAGGUUUCCCCAAGUCUCAGUACCAAUGGUUCCGCAACAAGGAGGAAAUCCCAGAUGACCCCAAGACCAGCCCUAAGUUCAUCAACUCCUCCUACACGCUCAAUGCCGAAACAGGCACCCUGAAAUUCAGUGCUGUCAGAAUGAACGACUCAGCAGAGUACUUCUGCCGAGCAAAGAACGACGCGGGCCACUCAGAGUGUGGACCGCAGACAAUGGAAAUCUAUGAUAUCAAUAUCGCCAGGAUCAUCCUGGGAGUGCUGGUGGUGGUGCUAUUGUGCAUAACAGUGGGCCUCUGCUUUGCGUACAAGCGUGGCUACUUCGCCAGCCAGAAACAGACUGGAAACAAUUACAAAGCACCAGCCAAAGGAGAAGGAGUGGACUACGUCAGAGCCGAGGACGAGGGCGACUUCCGACACAAAUCUUCGUUUGUCAUCUGAAGAGAAAGACGAAGGGCAUGGAAGUGAAAGGUGUGGUACUUUGGAAGGAACUCAUUAAGUGUGUGAGAUGACCAGUGAGCUGCCACAGUACGUGCCUUGAGCUCUCAGCAUGUCUGAAAUGAUUCAAGUUUGCCAAAGAUGACAAGUUUUCACAUCUAUAUAGAACUGUUAACCAUUGUUACAGACAAGUUUUCACAUCUAUAUAGAACUGUUAACCAUUGUUACAGACACGUUUUCACAUCUAUAUAGAACUGUUAACCAUUGUUACAAACAAGUUUUCACAUCUAUAUAGAACUGUUAGCCAUUGUUACAGACACGUUUUCACAUCUAUAUAGAACUGUUAGCCAUUGUUACAGACAAGUUUUCACAUCUAUAUAGAACUGUUAGCCAUUGUUACAGACAAGUUUUGAAACCAACUUGUUGACUGCUUUCAUCACCAAUCAACUUAUUUUGCUAAAUUAUGGAGUUAAGUUAGUUAUUGCAUGUUUUAAAAGGUAUUUAACAUCAUCUGCGGGGGGGAAAAAACAUUUAUGUAGGAUCUUCUGCUAGGAGGGAAAAAAGUAUUUAGCUAAGUUCUGAAGUAAAUCUAACAUAACACAUUUCUACUGUAAACAUUUGCUUCAAAAACCUUUGUCAUUUAUAGCUUUUUUUUUCUACCAGCAAAAUGUCAGACUAUUUUUGAUGGAAUAUAUUUUGAAACGCCUAUAGAUAAAGGUUUACUUUUUAAAAUAUUUGUAAAAUACUAACCGUUUUUUUAAAUUUGGUUUUGGGAAAAAUAUCUAAGUUUCAACCACUCAAUAUUCAGCUGUAAACAGUCACCUUUCCUGAUCAUGAAAAAAAUAUGUAAUUACAAAACCUAGCAUAUCAAGGUUUUCCUCUAGAAUGGUCUUAGAUAUUUUAUUCACUGCUGGGAUUUCCAUGUUAAUAUUGAAAGAAAGUUACAUGUUGAUGUUUGUAUUGUAGAUAUAGUCUUAGACAGUAGGAGGCUUCAAAGAGUACCAGCCAAAAGCUAGGAAACACUGUACACAAUCAGUGGUGCAUAUCCUUGAUUUUAAGUGUCCUUCUGUGCUUUCUGUUUAUCUUGUAUAUUUUGAAUAUACUGUCUAGGUUGUUUUUUUUGCUGUAUGUGAGGAACAUGUUCAGUAUUUGUAAUAAUACAGGGUUGAUGUUGGCUAACAAUUGUACUGAUUGUAUAUAGAUAAUAGUUUGUUCCCUCCCACCCCCACCAAUCGAGACUAUGGUGAAAAACAUUGGAGAAUAAUCAGAUAUAAAACUACCAAAAGGAGGCAAUAUGAAACUCUUUCCAUGGUUUGAAAAAGACAUGGUCAUGGUAGAGCUGAUCUGCCUAAUGUUUACACAGGAAGAUAUCAAUACUGUUCAAUCAUCUCUACUCCAGGCAAAAAUAACUGAAAACUCCAUUUGAAAUAGAAAAUUGAAGUAAACGACUUAGACAAAUGGUAUUUGACAUUUUCCCAGAUUCAUUUCAGACAUUUCCAAGAGUUACAAAACAUUCUGAGAUACACAACAAUUGCCUGAUACACAAAUAGUUUUUCACAAAACAGGUACUGAAGUUUUUCAUUUGUACAUUGAUAAAGAUCAUUCCUUUUAAGUGCCUUCUGCCAUUACAACAAUAGAUCAGCUUCAACACUUUUUUUAAACAAACUUUAAUGGCAUUAACUCUACAAACAGCGUUUGAGAGGAAUGAUGACAUUGCCACCUAUUCUUAAGGCAUAGUGUAACAUUUUCCCACCCAAAUAAUUUGUACAUAUCUGCUUUGCUUUGUAAAUAGAUUCUCGUUUUACAUUCUUUGAAGGAUUAAACUCGUUUCCAUUGGAGUAGAAAUAGAGAUGUAUUAGUGCCUAAAUAUAGUGGGAAUUAUUUUUGGUAAAGAGUAGACACAGCACUAGUACACAAACAGAACAUAUACAAAGUUGAACAGACUAAAUGGAUGGAGAAACACAAAAGCAUGUGGCCUACAUUUACCAUAAAGCCAGAAAACACCUGCAACUUCGAAGGCAUUGAAAAUAGAUGUUAUUUACAAGCCCUUUCUUUAAAACCUACAAUUUAGUUGUAAAUACACAGUGAAAGAUGUAUUCCAAUACAUGUUCUGUGUACUAACUGCCAAUCACGUUUCCUCCAAUCCAAAGAUCAUGAAAAUCAGUGUGUUGAAAAUCUUCCUCUAAUUUCUCCAAUGCUGGAUGUUGGCAUUGAAGUCAUGUCAAGGUUCAAGCUUUUCAAGUGUUCACAUGUUUAAUUUAUUGAUGACAUUUUCUGAACCAAACUCAUGUAACACCCAUCUCAGGCCAGGUACAAAUCCUCUGAGAAUUCUUAAACCGUAUGUCUAUGAAUAAUAAAACUCACUUCUAAUAUUCUGACAUGUGCAGUGGAUUUUCAUUUACAAAAAUAAAAGCAGAAAAUAUUAGAUAGGACAUUGAGUGUGUUCAGUGCGGACAGAAGAGAACAUGAAAAAGAGAAAAAUAAACAACUUUUGCUGGA
Molecule: messenger RNA, 3462 nt
Organism: Oncorhynchus kisutch (coho salmon)
Lineage: Eukaryota; Metazoa; Chordata; Actinopteri; Salmoniformes; Salmonidae
Product: junctional adhesion molecule C-like
Exons: 9
Coding region: 28-966 (312 amino acids)
Biological process (GO): cell-cell adhesion; cell migration
Cellular component (GO): plasma membrane; protein complex involved in cell adhesion; cell-cell contact zone
Molecular function (GO): cell-cell adhesion mediator activity; protein homodimerization activity; integrin binding
Source: RefSeq, a predicted model, not a curated record